Rhopilema esculentum is the source of this 2679-nucleotide messenger RNA. RefSeq names its product histone H4 transcription factor. Gene Ontology annotation, biological process: regulation of transcription by RNA polymerase II; anatomical structure development. NCBI's taxonomy places the organism in Eukaryota, Metazoa, Cnidaria, Scyphozoa, Rhizostomeae, Rhizostomatidae. The record is from RefSeq and is a predicted model, not a curated record. Gene Ontology annotation, molecular function: DNA-binding transcription factor activity, RNA polymerase II-specific; RNA polymerase II cis-regulatory region sequence-specific DNA binding.
GAAGGAGAGCCCAAUGUGUUCUCUAAUUUCCUUUUGCGUCCGUCCACAGUUGGCGCGAACACUUUGGAGUGCCUGAAAAUUUAUUUUGAAGAAUAUAAUUAAAAGAAGCUCAAUUCAAUUACCUAUUUUCAACCACUUUGAUAACAUUUGCCUUCAAUUUCACGAGAAGUAGCUACUGGUCAAAACUAAGCUUUAUCCAUCAAAGGACAAGAAUCUUCGAUAAUGGCGUCUGGGCCUAAAUCCAAUCUUGCUUCUGGCAAGGCAAAUGAUACAAGGGUUCUUGCAUUGAAAUGCAAAUGGAAUGGCUGCGGAACAACGCUUGCACUACCUGCAGAUGGGUAUCAGGCAUUUGCUGAGCAUGUUCUCAGACACUUAAAAAGCUAUUUAGAUGAAAUAAUGCCAUGUAGAAAUGACGAAGAAACAACACUUGCUCUGCCACUUAAAUGUCUGUGGUUUGAAUGCCAGUCAGAAAUACGACGAAGUGUUGGGGAGUUUACGCGUCAUGUUAUGUUCCAUGCCUAUCACUCAAAACUAAAGUGCCUUGGAGCUUUUAUUGUGAUUGCUGAAAAGCUAAGACAGUGUUCGUUUGAUGUAGAAACACAGGAUUUAUUGCCAGAUUUAUCUGAUCCGUUUCUCUGCAGGUGGGAAUCCUGUGGCCUUGAAUUUUAUUGCCCAGAUCAGUUUUAUAGACAUGUAGACAUGCAUGGUCACGAAGCACAUCGUGAAGAUGUUUUAGUUACAACAGGAGAAAAAGUGAAGGCUAAGAAUGAUGGAGAAUUUGAAGAAGAGUUAGAAGGGCUAACUGUCCAAAAAAUGAUGCAAUCUGUAUGCAGGUGGGAAGGAUGUUCAUAUUUGGCAAAAGAUCCUUGGAAAAUCAAAGAGCACUGCAGAACUCAUACUGGGGAAAGAAAAAUAGCUUGUCCAAGUUGUGGAAUGUUUUUUGCUAAUAAGACUAAAUUGGCAGACCAUUUGAUUCGACAGGAUACAGAGCAAUAUGAGAAUUUUCAAUGUUCUCAUUGUUUGAAAAGAUGUGCUAGUGAGAGACUUCUCAGAGAUCAUAUGAGACAUCAUGUGAACCAUGUGAAGUGCCCUCACUGUGAUAUGACCUGUCCAAAUCCAUCUGCUUUGAGAAGUCAUUUGAAGUUCAAGCACUCCCUUGAUCGUCCAUUCAAGUGUUCUAUGUGUGAUUACAGUUGUAAGACCAAACAUGAUCUUCAGAGGCAUGAAGAAAUUCAUUUUGAAAAAAGAUUUGGUUGUGAAGUUGAAGGUUGCUUUUAUGAAGGAAAAACCAUGUCUGGCUUGCGAGCACAUGUUAAAGCAGUACACAAUCGAAGCGGUGUGAGGCAGUUCAUGUGUCAUAUAUGCGAAAAGACAUUGUCACGUGGCUUUCUUUUGACGAAACAUCUCAAGAAAGCUCACCAUUUCAGCUGGCCAUCGGGACACUCGCGUUUUCGUUAUAAGCUCGAUGAAGAUGGAUAUUAUCGACUACAAAUGGUGCGGUUUGAAAGCGCUGAAUUGACAGAACAGCUGUCUGGAGGGGAGAAUUCUCGAGGCGAUAAUCUGUUAAACGGCGAAGAGGAAUCAGGAUCUGUUAUUAUUGAUGAAAGCUCUAUCCAAAACUCAGUGAUCAUGAGAGAUUUGUCUGCAGAAGCUGCUGGUACGGAUUCAGCUGUGAACUCUGUUAAUUUCAGCAGUAAUGACAGCCCGGACCUUGCGCAAGCUGGAUUGUCAACCCCCCAACCAAACUCAGGGGUUGUCUCUCUAAACCUGAAUGAAGGGUACGAAGUCCUUUUGCGAUAUUAUGAAAUGACAAAAGAAAAUGAGAAUCUGAAUUCAGAUUUUAAGUCUUCAAAUCAAAAUGUUGGCAUUGCUGAGGAUUUGGGGAAAGCUAAAGAAGUUGCAGAGUCCGAAUAUUAUCAAGAGCGAAUUGACAGAAACUCUGAAACGAAAGCAAAAAGAAAGCAACUGGCGAUCGAUCAAAAACACACCAAAAGACGAAGAAAAGAUAAUCGCUGAAUUGACCUGUAAAUAAUUCGUUGCUAGAUAUUUAUGUUAAUGAUUUCAAAGACUUCUUUUAAUUCGUGGAUCUAACCAUUCCUAUCUUUAACAACUGAACGCUCUGCUAUGGAAUAAAUAGAUUUACCGUUACUGUUGAACUGUUACGGUUAGGGCUAUUUUCCUAUCAAACGUUUGCCUGUGAAUCUGAUUCACUGCAUCAAAACUGUUUUAAAGGAAAUCCACAUUCAAGAGAUACACUAUGUGCCAACGUCUAUGCCCAUUUAAGAGUACAUAAAUUUAGAAAAUCAAAAGCCCUUUGCUCCAGAGCUUUGUGGUAUUCGGGUUACGCCAGAUAAUAUUUAGAAAGUCUGCAAAUAUCUCGUAAACCCGGUCGUUUAUCCUAGCAAGAUUGCAAUGCUAGGAACAUAGAGCUGAAUCCACUCGACUUGUUUGUGCAGCCUCUGAAAUACAGCCUUACAUGUGCAGCCUUUUCCCGUAUCACCACUAGGUCAGAGGAUACAGCUUGACCAUAACUUAACUGUCGUUGUCCCGAAACCCUUCCUCAAUGGCAAAUGCUAACCACGAGACUUAAGAACAGCGUUUAUAUGAUGAAUGAUCAUGUUUGUUUUGUAAGUUUGUAUUGAUGAUAUUAUUUCUGUUGUUAUUGUUUGAUGUUGAUGA